Molecule: messenger RNA, 3438 nt
Organism: Durio zibethinus
Lineage: Eukaryota; Viridiplantae; Streptophyta; Magnoliopsida; Malvales; Malvaceae
Gene: PMI1
Product: plastid movement impaired1
Source: RefSeq, a predicted model, not a curated record
AUGGCGUUUGUAUUUGACAGACAGGAAAUUUCUUAGACAAAUCCAGAGGGUCCACAAGUACCAUAUGCGCACCAUCACAGUAACUGAAGAACGACCCUAGCUGGCUGGUAGGUUUCCCUGGAAAUACAUAUAUUUCAACCAUAAAACAUAGAACCUAACAUACAAGAACAAACAUUAAAUUCUAUGGGGACCAGAUUUCCGUAUUCUGCUAAUCCCAUCACUUUCCAGCAGAGAGUUGGAGAAGGAGAGGACGCCAACGUUUGCUCUUGUCUUUGACAUGUUUACCCUCACAGAUUUGCUGGUGGCUGGUAUUGAAUGGACCAGCAACAGCCACUUCUCCUCAUCAUUCACAGUAUUUUCUAACCACAUAACAUUUCAACCAUGUAAAAUCCUUAUCUUCUUAUUCUUCUUCUUCUUCUUUCCAACUUUCUGGAAGAAACUCAAACUCCAGCAUCAUAAAUACUUUUCUGGCAGAACCUGGAUUCAUAGAUUUAGUUUCUUUUCUUUAUCUUCAACGAUAUGGCAAAAGAAUACUCAGCAGGAGGCCGUAGGAAUUCCAAUACUCAGCUUUUGGAAGAACUAGAAGCACUCAGUCAAUCCCUUUACCAAUCCCACACAUCCACCACUCGAAGAACGGCUUCGCUCGCUCUUCCUCGUACUUCAGUUCCAUCUAUUGAUGAGGCCACCGAAGCUAAAUUUGAAGAUAAGUCGAGUACCAGGCCUUGGUCCAGGCGUAUGUCCUUGUCAUCUUGGCGUUCCAGACCAAAACCUGAUAAUGAACAUGAUCAAAAGGAUCAAGCCAGGAGAUCAAAUCAGACAAAUCAGUUGGAAGAAAAAUCAGUGUCAACAGAAAAGAAAGGAAUAUGGAAUUGGAAGCCGAUUAGAGCUCUAUCACAUAUCAGGAUGCAAAAGUUGAGCUGUUUGUUGUCUGUUGAAGUUGUAACUGCUCAAGGCCUUCCUGCUUCCAUGAAUGGCCUGCGACUUUCCGUUUGUGUGAGGAAGAAAGAAACCAAAGAUGGAGCUGUUAACACCAUCCCAUCACGGGUAUCACAAGGAGCUGCGGAUUUUGAAGAGACUCUAUUUCUUAGGUGCCAUGUAUAUGGCAGUUAUGGCAAUGGAAAGCAGCUGAAAUUUGAGCCCCGCCCGUUCUGGAUCUAUCUGUUUGCAGUUGAUGCUGAAGAGCUCGACUUUGGGAGAAAUUCUGUGGAUUUGAGUCUGCUUAUUCAGGAGUCCGUGGAGAAGAGCUAUGAAGGAACUCGGGUUCGGCAAUGGGACAUGAGUUUCAAUCUAUCAGGAAAGGCAAAAGGUGGAGAACUCAUUGUGAAAUUGGGAUUUCAGAUCAUAGAAAAGGAUGGGGGAAUUGGAAUUUAUAAUCAAGCGGAGGGAUUGAAGAGUAGCAAAUCUAAGAAUUUCACAUCAUCUUUUGCUCGUGAGCAAUCCAAAACAUCUUUUAGUGUCCCAAGUCCAAGGAUGACUAGCCGAUCAGAAGCUUGGACUCCUUCAAAGACAGGAGUUAGAGCUGAUCUUCAAGGAUUAGAUGAUUUGAAUCUUGAUGAGCCGGCCCUGCCUCCUUCAUCCUCUGUCGCCAUUCAGAAAUCAGAAGAACCAGAAAAGAUUGAAGAUGUCGACCUCCCAGACUUUGAAGUUGUAGACAAAGGAGUUGAAAUUCAAGAGAAAGAAGCAGGGGAAGCAGAAUCUGAAGAAACUGAUGAAGAUAAGUCAGCUUCAAGCGAGGUUGUUAAGGAGAUGAUGCAUGACCAGUUACACCUAAUAAGAUUAACAGAGCUUGAUUCAAUUGCCCAGCAAAUAAAAGCUCUUGAAUCUAUGAUGAGGCAUGAAAAAAUAGUGAAAACAGAUGAAGAAACAGAAUCACAAAGACUAGAUGCUGACGAAGAAACGGUUACAAGGGAAUUUCUCCAGAUGCUGGAGGAUGAAGGAAGUAAUGAGUUUAAACUCAAUCAACCUGAUAUUCCACCUCUACAGCUUGACAAGGCUGAGGAAUCUAGCGAAUCUGAUUCAAAGGUUUAUCUACCAGAUCUAGGAAAGGGGUUAGGCUGUGUGGUUCAAACAAGAGAUGGGGGCUACUUAGCUGCUAUGAAUCCUUCGGAUUCCUUGGUUGCAAGAAAAGACACACUAAAACUAGCAAUGCAGAUGUCAAAACCAAUGGUUCUUCCAUCAGAUAAAUCAUUGAGUGGGUUUGAAAUAUUUCAGAAGAUGGCAGCCGUUGGACUUGAGAAACUCAGCUCACAAAUUCUAUCUUUGAUGCCUCUAGAUGAAGUUAUGGGUAAAACUGCCGAACAGAUAGCUUUUGAAGGAAUUGCCUCUGCAAUUAUCCAAGGAAGAAACAAGGAAGGUGCUAGCUCAAGUGCAGCUCGCACCAUUGCUACUGUGAAAAGCAUGGCAAAUGCAGUGAGCAUAGGCAGGAAAGAAAGGAUUGCAACUGGAAUUUGGAAUGUGAAUGAAAACCCAUUGACAGCAGAGGAAAUACUUGCUUUCUCAUUGCAGAAGAUUGAGGGAAUGGCAGUUGAAGCCUUAAAAAUACAAGCAGAAAUAGCAGAGGAAGAAGCUCCUUUUGAUGUUUCAGCACUCAUCGGAAAGACAGCAAUAGAUAGUGAGAAGGAUCAGGAUCAGGAUCAGCCACUGGCUUCUGCUAUUCCACUUGAGAAUUGGAUUACAAAUUACAGUUUAAUUUCUUCUGAAGCUCAGCUAGAAGACCCAGAAACACUGACGCUUGCAGUGGUUGUGCUGCUACGGGAUCCCUUGAGGCGAUUUGAGGCAGUUGGAGGCCCUAUGUUAGCACUCGUUCAUGCAUCAGCCGCUGACAUUAAAACAAACAAGUAUGAUGAAGAGAAGAGGUUCAAAAUGACAAGUUUGCAUGUUGGAGGCUUGAAGGUGCGAACAGCAGGGAAAAGGAACAUAUGGGAUACUGAGAGGCACAGACUAACUGCUAUGCAAUGGCUGGUAGCAUAUGGAUCGGGGAAGUCGGGAAGAAAAGGAAAACAUGUGAUGUCAAAGGGACAAGAUAUGUUCUGGAGCAUUUCCUCAAGAGUAAUGGCUAACAUGUGGCUCAAAACAAUGAGAAAUCCAGAUGUAAAGUUUGCAAAGUAAAGAGAUUUUCUAAGAAUGAUUAAUUCUAGAGAAAAUUCAUGGUUGCAUCUAUAACCUUCUAGGCUUCUACUCAGGCAGUAAACAAGGAAAGAAAGCACUGGCACUUGGAGCAGAUGGUUCUUUCUUCCCUGCCAAAAUUGCAGCAGUAACUUUUAUUCAGAUUGAAAUUUAAUAAAGCUUUUCCAAAACGAGAUUGAUGCUUGUAUGUAGCUUUGUUUGAAGAUAUUCACAAUAUUAUAUGCACUUUCUUUGCUUUCAUUUUUCUUGAAUUGGUUGGAACUUGUCAAAUGCAAUAAUUCCAUUUAUGUACGAAUAAUUUCAUUUUUCUUA